AGCCAGAGCCCGGGUCGAGAUGCCACCACGGCCACAAUCCACGAGCCCGGCGCGACACCACCGCGCGCGCGUGAGCCAGCCACAAACGCCCGCGGAUAGGCGCGCGCACGCCGGCCAAUCCUACCACAUCCCCGGCCUCCGCGGCUCGCGAGCGCCGCUGCCAUCCGAUCCGCUGAGUUUUGGCUAUUUAUACGUACCGCGGGAGCCUGUGUGCAGAGCAGUGCAUCUCAAGAAGUACUCGAGCAAAGAAGGAGAGAGCUUGGUGAGCUGCAGAGAUGGCCCCCUCCGUGAUGGCGUCGUCGGCCACCACCGUCGCUCCCUUCCAGGGGCUCAAGUCCACCGCCGGCAUGCCCGUCGCCCGCCGCUCCGGCAACUCCAGCUUCGGCAACGUCAGCAAUGGCGGCAGGAUCAGGUGCAUGCAGGUGUGGCCGAUUGAGGGCAUCAAGAAGUUCGAGACCCUCUCCUACCUGCCACCGCUCACCGUGGAGGACCUCCUGAAGCAGAUCGAGUACCUGCUCCGUUCCAAGUGGGUGCCCUGCCUCGAGUUCAGCAAGGUCGGAUUCGUCUACCGUGAGAACCACAGAUCCCCCGGAUACUACGAUGGCAGGUACUGGACCAUGUGGAAGCUGCCCAUGUUCGGGUGCACUGACGCCACCCAGGUGCUCAAGGAGCUCGAGGAGGCCAAGAAGGCGUACCCUGAUGCAUUCGUCCGUAUCAUCGGCUUCGACAACGUCAGGCAGGUGCAGCUCAUCAGCUUCAUCGCCUACAAGCCCCCGGGCUGCGAGGAGUCUGGUGGCAACUAAGCCGUCAUCGUCAUAUAUAGCCUUGUUUAAUUGUUCAUCUCUGAUUCGAUGAUGUCUCCCACCUUGUUUCGUGUGUUCCCAGUUUGUUCAUCGUCUUUUGAUUUUACCGGCCGUGCUCUGCUUUUGUUUUUGUUUCACCUGAUCUCUCUCUGACUUGAUGUAAGAGUGGUAUCUGCUACGACUAUAUGUUGUUGGGUGAGGCAUAUGUGAAUGAAAUAUAUGGAAGCUCCGGCUAUAUAUAUUUAUACAAAGGGUACGAGAUGGAUGUGAA
This is a messenger RNA of Oryza sativa Japonica Group (Japanese rice), 1074 nucleotides long. The record is from RefSeq and is a predicted model, not a curated record. NCBI's taxonomy places the organism in Eukaryota, Viridiplantae, Streptophyta, Magnoliopsida, Poales, Poaceae.